Aspergillus clavatus NRRL 1 is the source of this 351-nucleotide messenger RNA. RefSeq lists its product as uncharacterized. The record is from RefSeq and is a predicted model, not a curated record. The coding region runs from base 1 to 351 and encodes 116 amino acids. Lineage: Eukaryota; Fungi; Ascomycota; Eurotiomycetes; Eurotiales; Aspergillaceae. The transcript has a single exon.
AUGGUGGAGAAGUAUCGCGCCGUGAUCGAUCGGAACCAACCGAGGUCAUCUACCAUCCUCUCGGAUGAUUUGGAUCUGAUAGUUGGACGUAUUGUCUUUGGCGGUUCGGGCCAUUUGUACGGGCGGGGCAUAGAGGAGGACAAGAGAGCGCUCUUUUAUCCCUUUGAGAGGAUCGAUAGACCCGACGCAAAGACCCUGCGUGGUGGGAUUGUGAUUCUUCACAGUUUGCAGGACAUGAUGUUGCCGGCGGAGCACAGUGAGAGAUUCGUUGCGAAGGCGAGGGAGGUCUUCAAGGGGAAGCCGGGUGGUGAUAGGAUUUCUGACGCCCAGGGAAGGGGAUCGUGGGUUUGA